AUGAGCAAGGGACCAGGGGAUGGGGCAAACCUACCACCGGAAGAAUGUGGCGGGGGGCUUCGGCGAGUGAUUCUUAUCGUUCGCUCUGCCGGAGAAGCGAGGAUGCGAUGGGAAUCGAGUUGGGAGAAGCGCACCGGCGACGACUCCUUGCUUGAUGAGCUGCUCGUGAACCUCUCGAGAAAACCGACGGUUAUUGGACAAUUGCCCUCCACCCCAGUGACACUCUGCAGGCGAGACGAGAGAGGUGCAGCAUCGCAAACGGCCAGCUCCCUGUCUCCGAGAAGACCCUCCCGGGAUCAUGAACACCCGCAAAAAGCAAUAAAGCGUGCCUCCAGGCUCAUAUCCCGUUGGACAGGCGAGAGGUUCACCAUGUACGAUACAAACGCCGAAGCUGCUGCUCAUAGCCGACAAAUCGACCGACAAAAGCUCCUCUAA
Molecule: messenger RNA, 435 nt
Organism: Coccidioides immitis RS
Lineage: Eukaryota; Fungi; Ascomycota; Eurotiomycetes; Onygenales; Onygenaceae
Exons: 3
Coding region: 1-435 (144 amino acids)
Source: RefSeq, a predicted model, not a curated record